Molecule: messenger RNA, 1194 nt
Organism: Mesorhabditis spiculigera
Lineage: Eukaryota; Metazoa; Nematoda; Chromadorea; Rhabditida; Rhabditidae
Source: the annotation of a GenBank genome assembly
AUGCUGGCCCUGCUGCUCUUCAUCCUCGCCAUCCACUCAGCGAUGGCCGAGAAAUAUUGGCACGGCAACGCCAUUGACAUGAUGCGCCCGCCCGUUCAGAUCCGAGACCCGGCGAAGACCGCCGAUGUCAUGUUUCGCAUCAUCGUCUCGGGGACCGUUAUUGGGCUGUUCUGCCUGGUCGUUUACUGCAUGUCACAGUGUCGAUGGAAUUGCCGCUUCGUGGAGGUCGAAUACGUCGUGGAGGAGCAAGUCGACGACGACGCUGUUGACGUCAAGGACGUCGUGCUGUACCCGGGCUCCGAUGACGACGAUCUCGCGAAAAUACCUGUCGAGUUUGGCCGGCCGCUGCUGAUCAUGAUCGGGAUGGCGGCAAUGCUACAAAACCCGGCGACAAGGUCAGGCGACAAAACCUGGGAAGCAUUACUCCGCGACGAGGCCACCGUCAUGAAAACUGCCAUCAGCAAGAAGACGAUCACCCUCGACAUGGCUACCGCCUGGUGCCGUCGGAUCGCCGCCGCCGUCGCCUCGGAUACGAUGGGGCAGCUCCUUCAAGCGCUCGAAACGGUCGAGCGAUUCACCAAGGUUUCGAUAUUGUCGAGCGAUCAGCUGAUGCGGGUGAUCAUCUCCAUGUCGCUCGGCCGUCGCGCCCUGCCCGCCGUGUUCCCCCCGGACACAGACGGGUCGAUCGAACGAUUCGCUAAAUGGUGGGCCGAGCUGUUGUGCGCCCAGGGCCACAGCUACGACGACAUCCAGGCCGUCGUCACCGCAUAUACCACAGAGUUGGCCGAUGAAGUGAUCCGGGCCAUGUCAAAUGGUCUGUCGAUCGUUAGACAGGACAAGACAGCGCAGCGAAAGCACCGCAAGAAGGGCCAGAGGCAGAAGUGGAGUUGUCCGCGCUACGGAUCGUUCAAGUUCAAGCUGACCUUCGGGCACACGGCCAAAUACCCCUCCUUCACGGAUGAUGCCGAUUUGCCGAAGUGCAGCGCAUCGUGCGCGCUGAAACUGCAGUGUGGCCAUGGUUGCAAGACGAAAUAUGGCCAGCCCAGCACAAAGAUUUGCCAGGAGGCGGUCAAUCGCGAGCUGCCCGGUUGUGGCCACCCCGAGGAGAAGCGUUGCGUUGAAAGCGUUGGUGCGGUCAACUGCCUGACGUGUCUCAAGAAGAAAAAAGUGGAAGCGGAUGAAAAAGACUAUCGU